GAGAACUGAAAAAGCUUGAGAAAUCCCAACUUCUAGAGAGAGAAAUAGCAUGACCAACUUCUUCAACAAUGGCGGUCUCUAGGGUUUAUGAGUUUAUAUGAUCACAAAACCGACUUUCAUCUUGAUUGGAAUAUUCCAUCAUGGAAAUGCCCGGUAGGAGGUCCAAUUACACUUUGCUCAGCCAAUUUCCGGACGACGCUAUCUCCGUCUCCGUCUCCGGAGCACCUCCACCGCACCAUGACUACUUUUCCAGCGACAACAGGAGUGCGGCCGCCGAUAACAGAGGAAACAACAGCAAAAACAAGGCGGAUAGAGCUGGAUUCGAUUGCGAUCCCAGUGGCGGGGGUGGCGGCGAUCACAGAUUGAACACCCCGGCCAAUCGGGUUGGCAAUAUGUAUUCUUCGUCUCUCGGGUUGCAGAGGCAUUCGAGCGGGAGCAGCUUCGGAGAAAGCUCCCUGUCCGGGGAAUACUACAUGCCCACGGUUUUAUCUUCGUCGGCUAACGAAAUCGAUUCUUUUGGAUACGUUCAAGAAGACGGGUUUAUGCUCGGAUUCGCCGGUGGUGGAGGAGACGUGAGGUUGAGAAUGACAGCGGAGUCGGCCGGAGGAUCAUCAUCCGGGAAGAGCUGGGCGCAACAGACGGAGGAGAGCUACCAGCUGCAGUUGGCAUUGGCUCUACGGCUUUCGUCGGAGGCCACGUGCGCCGACGAUCCAAACUUUCUCGAUCCGGUCUCCGACGAGUCUGCUCUCCGGACUUCGCCUAGCUCAGCUGAAACUGUCUCACAUCGAUUCUGGGUCAAUGGCUGCUUAUCAUACUUUGACAAAGUUCCUGAUGGAUUUUAUAUGAUUCAUGGAUUGGAUCCAUAUAUAUGGACCCUGUGCGUUGAUCUGCAUGAUAGUGGGCGUAUUCCUUCAAUCGAAUCAUUAAGGUCUGUGGAGUCUGGUGAUGGCUCUUCACUUGAAGUGAUCUUAGUUGAUCGGCAUAGCGAUCCAAGCUUCAAGGAACUGCAUAGUAGAGUUCAUAACAUAUGUUGUAGCUGCAUUACCACAAAAGAGGUUGUUGAUCAGCUGGCAAAGCUUGUCUGUAAUCACAUGGGGGGUCCAGUUGCCACAGGAGAAGAGGAAUUGGUUCCCGUAUGGACAGACUGCACUGAUGGUUUAAGAGAACGCUUUAAACUGGUGGUUCCCAUAGGUAGCCUCUCGGUUGGCCUCUGCAGACAUCGAGCUUUACUCUUCAAAGUUUUGGCUGACACAAUUGAUUUACCUUGUCGAAUUGCAAAGGGGUGCAAAUAUUGUAAAAGGGAUGAUGCUGCAUCGUGUCUCGUCCGAUUUGGGCUCGAUAGGGAAUAUCUGGUUGACUUAGUAGGGAAACCGGGUGAAUUAUGGGAGCCAGACUCCUUGCUAAAUGGUCCCUCGUCUAUUUCAAUUUAUUCACCAUUGCGAUUUCCACGACCAAGGCCAGUUGAACCUGCCGUCGAUUUCAAGUCUCUGGCCAAACAGUAUUUUGCAGACUGUCAGAUGCUUAAUAUCUUUUUUGAUCCUGCUUCAGAUGAUACUGGAUUCUCAAUGUAUCAUAGACAACAUGAUAAUGUGGGCGGAGAGCAGAAUGACCUUGCUCAAUUGCCAGAAAAUAUCGGUGGUUCUUUCGCACUCCGUGCUGAUGAGCCUCUGCGGAACAAUAUGCAUUCACCAAAUCAAGUACAAGCAGCAGUAUCUUCAAUAAAUGCACUGCCAAUCAGUAAGUCUGUUCCUACUGGACAGAACAGGGAACUUGGGCUUGAUAUCGAUGAUUUGGACGUCCCAUGGAGUGAUCUUGUUCUAAAAGAGGGAAUUGGAUCAGGUUCCUUUGGCACUGUCCACCGUGCUGAGUGGCAUGGCUCGGAAGUUGCUGUGAAGAUUCUCAUGGAGCAAGACUUUCACGCUGAGCGUGUAAACGAGUUCUUGAGAGAGGUUGCAAUAAUGAAACGCCUUCGCCACCCUAACAUCGUUCUCUUCAUGGGUGCUGUCACUCAGCCUCCAAACUUGUCCAUAGUGACAGAAUAUUUGUCAAGAGGUAGUUUGUAUCAGCUGUUGCAUAAAGGCGGGGCAAGGGAGCAAUUGGAUGAGAGACGUCGGUUUAGUAUGGCAUAUGAUGUGGCAAAAGGAAUGAAUUAUCUUCAUAAUCGCAAUCCUCCCAUAGUGCACAGAGAUCUAAAGUCACCGAAUUUGUUAGUUGACAAGAAAUACACGGUCAAGGUCUGCGAUUUCGGGCUCUCGCGUUUGAAGGCGAACACGUUUCUUUCGUCAAAGUCGGCAGCAGGAACUCCCGAGUGGAUGGCACCUGAAGUACUUCGUGACGAGCCGUCUAAUGAAAAGUCCGAUGUGUAUAGCUUCGGAGUUAUUUUAUGGGAGCUCACUACACUGCAACAUCCAUGGAGUAACUUAAACGCGGCUCAGGUUGUAGCGGCAGUGGGGUUCAAAGGGAAACGGCUGGAGAUUCCGCGCAAUCUGAACCCACAGGUUGCAGCCAUAAUCGAAGCUUGCUGGACCAAUGAGCCAUGGAAGCGACCGUCUUUCGCAACAAUGAUGGAGUUGCUAAGACCAUUGAUCAAAUCGGCUGCACCUCAACCUGGGCGUUUUGAUUAGUUAAGAUUUAAAAAAAAAAAAGACAGCUUAAAUGUUGUCUUCUUCCCAGUCACCAUCUACUCUUAAGAACAUUCUCAAAACUUUUGUCUUUUUUUCUUGUUGUUGUCUUCUUUUGCA
Tarenaya hassleriana is the source of this 2741-nucleotide messenger RNA. RefSeq names its product serine/threonine-protein kinase CTR1-like. The transcript is spliced from 16 exons. The record is from RefSeq and is a predicted model, not a curated record. NCBI's taxonomy places the organism in Eukaryota, Viridiplantae, Streptophyta, Magnoliopsida, Brassicales, Cleomaceae. Gene Ontology annotation, biological process: protein phosphorylation. The coding region runs from base 141 to 2624 and encodes 827 amino acids. Gene Ontology annotation, molecular function: ATP binding; protein kinase activity.